Messenger RNA from Entelurus aequoreus (snake pipefish), 96 nucleotides. RefSeq lists its product as uncharacterized. The transcript has 3 exons. NCBI's taxonomy places the organism in Eukaryota, Metazoa, Chordata, Actinopteri, Syngnathiformes, Syngnathidae. The record is from RefSeq and is a predicted model, not a curated record. The annotation marks the transcript as partial.
AUGCAAGACUUCAAAAGAAAAAAAGAAAGAAAAAAGAAAAAAAGAAAGAAGAAAAUAGAUAAAGAAAAAAGAAAAGAAAGAAAAAAAGAAGAACAA